AUGGGCCGGGCGAGCCUGUCCGCCGCCCCGCCGCGCGCGCUGCUGCUGCUGCCGCCGCUGUCGCUGUCGCUGCUGUCGCUGCUGCUGCUGCGGCCCGCGCGGGCGCUCAGCCCCCGCAUCAGCGUGCCGCUCGGCUCUGAAGAAAGGCCCAUCCUCAGAUUCGAAGCUGAAAACACUUCCAACUACACAGCCCUUCUGCUGAGCCAGGACGGGCAGACUUUGUAUGUGGGGGCCCGGGAGGCCCUUUUUGCACUGCACAGCAACCUCAGCUUCCUGCCCGGCGGGGAGUACCAGGAGCUGCUGUGGAGUGCGGAUGCCGACAGGAAGCAGCAGUGCAGCUUUAAGGGCAAGGACCCGAAGCGCGACUGUCAGAACUACAUCAAGAUCCUCCUGCCGCUCAACAGCAGCCACCUGCUCACCUGUGGCACAGCAGCCUUCAGCCCCCUGUGCACCUACAUUAACACAGCAAACUUCACUCUGGCACGAGACGAGGCGGGCAAUGUCCUCCUGGAGGAUGGCAAGGGCCGCUGUCCCUUUGAUCCCAACUUCAAGUCCACGGCCCUGGUGGUUGGUGGCGAGCUGUACACGGGUACAGUCAGCAGCUUCCAGGGGAACGACCCAGCCAUUUCCCGGAGCCACACUCCACGCCCCACCAAGACUGAGAGCUCCCUCAACUGGCUACAAGAUCCUGCCUUCGUGGCCUCAGCCUACAUUCCGGAAAGCUUGGGUAGCUUGCAAGGCGACGAUGAUAAAAUCUACUUCUUCUUCAGUGAGACGGGCCAGGAGUUUGAGUUCUUUGAGGACACCACUGUGUCCAGAGUUGCUCGAAUCUGCAAGGGUGAUGAAGGGGGAGAGCGGGUGCUGCAGCAGCGCUGGACGACUUUCCUCAAAGCUCAGCUGCUGUGCUCCCGGCCCCAUGAUGGCUUCCCCUUCAAUGUGCUGCAAGAUGUCUUCACGCUGAGCCCCAGCCCCCAGCACUGGCGCGAGACCCUUUUCUAUGGGGUUUUCACUUCCCAGUGGCACAGUGGGCCCACAGAGGGCUCUGCCAUCUGUGUCUUCACUAUGAACGAAAUGCAGAAGGCCUUCAAUGGCCUCUACAAGAAGGUGAACAGAGAAACACAGCAGUGGUACACUGAGACCCACUCAGUCCCUGUGCCCCGGCCUGGAGCGUGUAUCACCAAUAGUGCCCGGGACCGGAAGAUCAACUCGUCGCUGCAGCUCCCAGACCGGGUGCUGAACUUCCUCAAGGAUCACUUCCUGAUGGACGGGCAGAUCCGCAGCCGCCUGCUGCUGGUGCAGCCACAGGCCCGCUAUCAGCGUGUGGCUGUGCACCGCGUCCCUGGCCUGCACCGGACCUACGAUGUCCUCUUCCUGGGCACUGGUGAUGGCCGGCUGCACAAGGCAGUGGAGGUAGGCUCCACGGUGCACAUCAUUGAGGAGCUCCAGAUCUUCCCACCAGGACAACCUGUGGGGAACCUGCUUUUGGACAGCCACAGGGGGCUGCUGUAUGCCACCUCGCACUCAGGUGUAGUCCAGGUGCCUGUGGCCAACUGCAGUCUGUACUUGAGCUGUGGGGACUGUGUCCUUGCCCGGGACCCCUACUGCGCCUGGAGUGGCUCCAGCUGCAAGGACGUCAGCUUGUACCGGCCUGAGCUGGCCUCCAGGCCCUGGAUCCAGGAUAUCGAGAGUGGCAGUGCUAAGGAGCUCUGCAAUGCGUCCUCAGCCAGGCCCCGGUCUUUUGUACCAGCAGCUAAGAAGCCUUGUGAACAAGUCCAGAUCCAGCCUAAUACGGUGAACACCCUGGCCUGUCCACUCCUCUCCAACCUGGCCACCAGGCUCUGGCUACACAACGAGGCCCCCAUCAAUGCCUCAGCCUCGUGCCGUGUGCUGCCCACCGGGGACCUGUUGCUGGUGGGCAGCCAGCAGGGGCAGGGGGUGUUCCAGUGUUGGUCAGUAGAGGAGGACUUUAGGCAGCUGGUGGCCAGCUACUGCCUAGAGAUGAUGGAGGAUGGAGCGGUAGACCGAACGGACCAACGUGGUGGCGCACCUGUCAUUAUCAACACAUCACGUGUGAGUGCACCAGCUGGGGGCAAGGCCAGCUGGGGUGCACACAAGUCGUACUGGAAUGAGUUCCUGGUGAUGUGUGCACUCUUCGGGCUUGCUGUGGUACUUCUCGUUUUGUUCUUCCUCUACCGGCACCGGGACGGCAUGAAACUCUUCCUCAAGCAAGGGGAGCGUGCCAGUGUCCAUCCCAAGACCCGCCCUGUGGCGCUGCCGCCCGAGACCCGGCCACUUAAUGGUGUUGGUCCUCCCACCGCUCCACUUGACCACCGAGGCUACCAGGCCCUGUCGGAUAGUUCUCCAGGGCCCCGGGUCUUCACUGAGUCAGAAAAAAGGCCACUGAGUAUCCAGGACAGCUUUGUGGAGGUGUCACCUGUGUGUCCCCGGCCCCGGGUCCGCCUGGGCUCUGAGAUCCGUGACUCGGUGGUGUGAGAGCCAACCUGUAGAUGUGAACUCUGGCAGUGACUGUUCAGAAUGGGUCGGCUGGACCUCUGCUCCUUGCAGCACAACCAUGGUGCCUCACCCCGGGACGCUUGGAGGCAGCUGCCUGUGGCUCUUUAGCCAGUAGCAAGGCCGAGACAGCCCAGCCGGCUAGGCCUGCCACCAGUGCCUGGUUGGAGGUGGGGCUGACCUCCAGGGCCCAGGGCGGCCCACCUGGAUGGGCAGAACUCUCUGCUCCUGGAGUCAACUGAGCCCUUUGUUUAAAAGACAACUACAAAUGUGAAACCAGAAUGAGGGAAGAAAGCACAGGCUGCUCCAGCUUGCCCCUCAGGGCCCCUGAAGACUCAUCUGUGGUGGCUGUGUGAGCCAGAGUUGGAGUCCCUCAUUCACCGGCCUCUUCUACCUUCUGCCUUACCCUGCUGUCAUAGGCUGCCCUUUGUCACUGCAGAGCCAGGGCCCAACUCAGGCUCCAGUCGACCAAGGACGUGGCAGUGGCAGCUGGCAUCCCACCACCUCAGGGACUAGAGGGCUAGGCUGGCUCUGCAGCCCUCACUAGACCCUAGGCUCAGACUUAGCUCCCAGAACUUGCCUGCCUGUAUCAGGCUGUGGCCUCAUAAGAUAGAAUUGCGAGCCCAGGAGAAUUUGUGACAAUGGACACUGUUUCCUUUCCUCAAGGAAGAGACUGUUGCCUGCCUUUCCUCACAGCCCAAGAUCUGUGUCCUACACCUCAGUCCCAUCUUCCAUUUAAAACCCAGGAACCUGACUGUACCAGACCUCCCCUGUUCACCCCCACCACUCACGUCUCUCCACUUUAAGGGAUACUGACACUGCCCAGCACAGGAACCCUAAAUUGAUGUGGGUUUUAUAUUUUUUUAAAUAAAAUGCACUUUACUUUU
Molecule: messenger RNA, 3398 nt
Organism: Jaculus jaculus (lesser Egyptian jerboa)
Lineage: Eukaryota; Metazoa; Chordata; Mammalia; Rodentia; Dipodidae
Gene: Sema4b
Product: semaphorin 4B
Exons: 14
Coding region: 1-2493 (830 amino acids)
Biological process (GO): neural crest cell migration; semaphorin-plexin signaling pathway; negative chemotaxis
Molecular function (GO): chemorepellent activity; semaphorin receptor binding
Source: RefSeq, a predicted model, not a curated record